Messenger RNA from Enhydra lutris kenyoni (northern sea otter), 510 nucleotides. RefSeq names its product WAP four-disulfide core domain 8. The transcript is spliced from 4 exons. The record is from RefSeq and is a predicted model, not a curated record. Gene Ontology annotation, cellular component: extracellular region. Gene Ontology annotation, molecular function: serine-type endopeptidase inhibitor activity. The coding region runs from base 1 to 510 and encodes 169 amino acids. NCBI's taxonomy places the organism in Eukaryota, Metazoa, Chordata, Mammalia, Carnivora, Mustelidae.
AUGCUCCUCUGUUUACUGCAAAGAGCAAUCUUUGCCACGUGGAGAAGCUGGGCAAAGAGACACCUUCCCCUCCACAGUUCUACCUUCUCCUGGAGGAAUGUAGCACUCCUGCUUCUCUCUCUGUCUUCGGAGGAGACCACUUCAUCACUAAUCAAGAAAGUCAAAGAGAAAGCAGGAGUGUGCCCCCGAGAAAGGGUCAUCUGUGAGAUUCAAGUUCCAGACUUCUGCACAACUGAUUGGGAUUGCCUAAAACAAAUGAAGUGUUGUUCAUUUGCCUGUGGGAAAAAGUGCAUGGAUCCAUUCCAAGAACCCUGCAUGCUACCCCCAGAAGAAGGAGGGUGUGACGUUAGUAUCUUUCGCUGGUAUUUUGACUUUAAACUUCAGUCCUGUGAACCGUUUAUCUAUGGAGGCUGCUUCGGGAAUGCCAACAACUUCCUCAGCAUCACAACCUGCAAAAUGGCUUGCUCACCACCUGGUAAGAUUUAUAUCCCUGGCAAUCCGAGGGAUUAG